Molecule: messenger RNA, 2289 nt
Organism: Salvia miltiorrhiza (redroot sage)
Lineage: Eukaryota; Viridiplantae; Streptophyta; Magnoliopsida; Lamiales; Lamiaceae
Product: NEDD8-activating enzyme E1 regulatory subunit AXR1-like
Exons: 14
Coding region: 143-1735 (530 amino acids)
Biological process (GO): protein neddylation
Cellular component (GO): cytoplasm
Molecular function (GO): NEDD8 activating enzyme activity
Source: RefSeq, a predicted model, not a curated record
CUAAAGCAUCAACCAAACAGCCCCUUAACAGUGACACUCUUCUCUUUUUCCCUCUCUUGGAAUAGCUCUGCUAAAUUUUCUCUGCGUAUAUUUAUCCAAAAAAAAAAAAAAAAUCUCUGCGUAUCGACAAAGCUAAUCAACAAUGGCGGAACCCAAAACCAAAUACGAUCGCCAGCUCAGAAUCUGGGGUGAGCAAGGGCAAGAAGCCCUCGAGAAAUCAAGCAUAUGUUUGUUGAACUGCGGGCCCACCGGUUCAGAGACCUUGAAAAAUCUAGUUCUUGGUGGAGUUGGAAGCAUUACUGUUGUUGAUGGCUCCAAAGUUGAGCUCGGGGACCUCGGGAAUAACUUUAUGGUGGACGAGUCGAGUGUUGGGCAAUCGAAGGCGAAAACGGUCUGUGCCUUUCUGCAGGAGUUGAACGAUGCAGUGAAGGCAAAAUUCAUUGAAGAGUAUCCCGAGAAGUUGAUCGAAUCCAAUCCAUCCUUCUUUUCACAGUUUACUUUGGUUGUUGCCACGCAGCUUGUUGAAUCUUCAAUGGUGAAAUUGGAUAGAAUCUGUCGUGAAGCCAAUGUCAUAUUGAUAUUUGCACGUUCUUAUGGCCUUACUGGUUUUGUUCGUAUCAGUGUGAAGGAACACGCUGUGAUUGAAUCAAAGCCUGAUCACUUUCUAGACGAUCUUAGGCUAAAUAACCCAUGGCCAGAGCUUAGGAGAUACGCAGAAUCAAUUGAUUUGGACACAGCUGAUCCUGUUGCUCAUAAGCACAUUCCUUAUGUUAUUAUUCUCAUUAAGAUGGCAGACGAAUGGACAAAAACUCACAAUGGAAAACUUCCGUCAACAAGGGAAGAGAAAAAAGUAUUUAAGGAUUUAAUUAAGGCCAAGAAGAUUGCAACGGAUGAAGACAAUUACAAAGAAGCCAUGGAAGCUUCAUUCAAAGUCUUCACUCCUCAAGGAAUUAGUUCAAGCCUACAGCAAAUAAUUAAUGAUGGCUGUGCCGAUGUCAAUUCCAACUCUUCAGAUUUUUGGGUGAUGGUGGCAGCUCUAAAGGAAUUCAUAGCUAACGAAGGAGGCGGAGAGGCACCUCUGGAGGGAGCUAUCCCGGAUAUGACAUCUACAACUGAGUUAUACGUCUCCCUACAGAAGAUCUACCAGGCUAAGGCUGAGGCCGAUUUUCUCGUCAUGGACAAGCUCGUCAAGAAAAUACUGAAGAAGCUAGGUAGAGACCCGGAAAGCAUCUCGAAAGCAACCAUAAAAGGUUUCUGCAAAAAUGCUAGGAAACUUAAGGUAUGCAGAUAUCGCAAGAUUGAGGAGGAGUUCAGCUCGCCGGUUCAAUUAGAGCUACAGAAGUAUCUUACCGAUGAAGACUACUGCACUCCAAAUUCGCGGUGCAGUAUUGCCGUUGGAUUCUACAUUCUUCUACGAGCUGUGGAUCGUUUCGCUGCAAACUACAAUAGCUUCCCGGGGCAGUUUGAUGGUGAGAUGGACGAAGAGAUCUCCAGAUUGAAAACAACGGCUGUUUCCCUACUCAACGACUUGGGCUGCAACGGAUCAACCCUGACCGAAGACCUCAUCAAUGAAAUGUGCCGUUAUGGCGCUGCAGAACUUCAUGCUGUGGCUGCCUUCAUUGGAGGAGUCGCCUCACAGGAGGUGAUCAAGCUCAUCACCAAACAAUUCGUUCCAAUGAGUGGGACUUUCAUCUUCAACGGUGUGGACCAUAAAUCACAGCUGCUGUUGCUCUGAGCUCGAACGAGCAACAGGUGCGUACUGUGCUAUCUCUAAUCCGAAGGGUUCGUUUCCUGCCAUGAUGCCUUUCGAGUUUUCUGUGUGAAAAAAUCUCAUAUCUUACUCAGCAAAAGCGCCCUAACAUCAUCAACCUCGACAACGCUGAAUUUUUCAACGAUGCUACUAACCUUUCUUGAGGCGCGAUUUUUAUAUAGAUGGCUGGGCGCCUGCGUCCAUGAGCUGCAUAAAACGUCGUGGCCUUCCUCUCUUCCUCGUAUCGUUGAGUUCUUGAAUUAAUAGAGAGACUUUGCCACCAUUGUUAUCUGUUCCGUUGUUGUCGUUGUCGAGCUAUUUAUACAGGUUGAAGAUAAGAUUCGAUGUUGAAAUAAAAACAUAAAUCUUUCUAUAUUUGAUGGAUAGAUUUAUCGGUAUGAAUGAGUAGUGGCAGUUUUUGAGUGAGAAAUGGCUGUGGAGUGGAAAUUAGGUUGAACCAUUAAUCUAUCUACAUGUAUAAUGUAUUGGAAAUGCAACUUUCAGUUUGAAAUUAAUUUCAAAUUGAUUUUGAAUGGUAA